AUGCCCUCUUGUUAUAGUAGAGAAAUUCAGGAACAAGAGCGUCAGUCAGAGACCAGUGUAGACGAACCCGAGGAAGACGUUAAUAAAGAGAUGCUCAGCUACAUCCGGACUUUGGUGCUUAAUCUGAUGCACACCCCGUUGUCGGCUGCGCUAAAAAGCUCUUUGUUGCUUACUCCUGAGCAAUAUAAGCAGAUGAUUGAGGUCUCUUGGUAUCUGCUACUGAACGAAGAUCCACAUGUCGUGCUUAGCGCAGCAUCGAUGUUCGUUGUUGCCUGUGUCCGACGAGCAGAGGACGCAGUAAAAGUGAUUAGGAAAGCUCUUGAGUCAACAAACGCCACUGAUCGUACUGAAGGGAUUCAGAGGUUUUAUGCUUUGUGGAGAAAUAGGUUCCAUGUUUGGCUGAAGAUGGAAGACGGGGCCCAAAGCUCUUUCAAGGCAAGUUAUAACUUCGCUGAACUAGCUAAAGUACCACCGCCUGGCAUUGAUUUUACCUUACCGUCUCCAGCCAUUGGACAAAGUCAGCUGCCAGUAGUAGAUCCACCCUGGAUGCCACACCUGAAAACUAAAAUAGAGGAAUUGUCAUUGAAAGAAGAAGAGCACGCCACGGUGAGCAAAAAAGACUGCUCUAUUUUACAGUUCUUUUACACCACGAAUAAACCUGCUGAAUGUGCGGUACCAAGCUAUAGACUACACUUAUGGAAGUAGAA
Messenger RNA from Cylicostephanus goldi, 707 nucleotides. NCBI's taxonomy places the organism in Eukaryota, Metazoa, Nematoda, Chromadorea, Rhabditida, Strongylidae. The record is from the annotation of a GenBank genome assembly.